Molecule: messenger RNA, 904 nt
Organism: Orycteropus afer afer
Lineage: Eukaryota; Metazoa; Chordata; Mammalia; Tubulidentata; Orycteropodidae
Gene: EXOSC3
Product: exosome component 3
Biological process (GO): exonucleolytic trimming to generate mature 3'-end of 5.8S rRNA from tricistronic rRNA transcript (SSU-rRNA, 5.8S rRNA, LSU-rRNA); U4 snRNA 3'-end processing; nuclear polyadenylation-dependent rRNA catabolic process
Cellular component (GO): cytoplasmic exosome (RNase complex); nuclear exosome (RNase complex)
Molecular function (GO): RNA binding
Source: RefSeq, a predicted model, not a curated record
CGGAAGGGCUGCUGCCGGAGCCCGGCUAUCGAGGCGCCCGCGAUGGCUGAAGCAGCCACACUCGCCGCCGAGUCCCUCGCUGGCGGGAAGGCCCGGGCGGCGCGCACAGUGCUGGGCCAGGUGGUGCUCCCGGGUGAGGAGCUGCUGUUGCCGGAGCAGGAAGACGCCGAAGGUCCUGGCGGUGCUGGUGGGCGGCCGCUGCGCCUGAGUCCCGGCGUGCGUUCCCGGGUGCGCGUAGUGUGCGGCCCCGGCUUGCGGCGCUGCGGGGACCGUCUCCUGGUCACCAAGUGCGGCCGCCUGCGUCACAAGGAGCCCAGCGGCGGCGGCGGCGGCGUGUACUGGGUGGACUCGCAGCAGAAGCGGUAUGUCCCAGUGAAAGGAGACCAUGUGAUUGGCAUUGUGACAGCUAAAUCUGGAGAUAUAUUCAAAGUUGAUGUUGGAGGAAGCGAGCCAGCUUCUUUGUCUUACUUGGCAUUUGAAGGUGCAACUAAAAGAAACAGACCAAACGUACAGGUUGGAGAUCUCAUCUAUGGCCAAUUUGUGGUUGCUAAUAAAGAUAUGGAACCAGAGAUGGUCUGUAUUGACAGCUGUGGACGAGCUAAUGGAAUGGGUGUGAUCGGACAAGAUGGUUUGCUUUUUAAAGUGACUUUGGGCUUAAUUAGAAAGCUUCUAGCUCCAGACUGUGAAAUUAUCCAGGAAGUUGGAAAGCUCUAUCCACUGGAGAUAGUAUUUGGAAUGAACGGAAGAAUAUGGGUUAAGGCAAAGACAAUUCAGCAGACUUUAAUUUUGGCAAACAUUUUGGAAGCUUGUGAACACAUGACAACAGACCAAAGGAAACAGAUCUUCGCUAGACUGGCAGACACCUGAUACAUGGGGACUUUUAUCUGGGUCAUUUGAGCUGCAA